Messenger RNA from Parathielavia appendiculata, 1248 nucleotides. RefSeq lists its product as uncharacterized. Bases 449 to 1084 code for a protein of 211 amino acids. The record is from RefSeq and is a predicted model, not a curated record. The transcript has a single exon. NCBI's taxonomy places the organism in Eukaryota, Fungi, Ascomycota, Sordariomycetes, Sordariales, Chaetomiaceae.
AAAGAAGCCGGUGGCUCCAGCGACGUGCUGCGGGAGUCGUUUCUGCCCCUCGCGCUCGCUUGUGGCGCCGGAUCUUUGAUAGGCCGUGGCUCUGUGGUCUUCGUGCUUGGAAGCGUGGCAGGUGCCUCAACCUCUGUUGGCGAAGCAUCCGUCUCUGCGCGACUCCUUUUCUUUGACCUGGUCUCCGACUCGGUGACCACUGUCAAGGCUGGGGUGCUCGGAGGUUGCUCCAUGAUGUGCGGAUCCGAGUCUCCGUUCUGGGAUCAGUUGAAGAAGAUGAAAGCAAACACGACGGAAGAGGCGGCGCCGUGGCUUGUCAGCCCCCUCGGAAGGCGAUCCGAUUGUUACACAGUAUGUAGAGACAGAACUUGUCCAGCCACAGAUUCCGAAUGUCUCAAGGCCGGCCAAUCGACGGCUAGCAGCAGCGUGGGCUUCGAGGUGCGAGAAUAUGGAGAGGGUGUUCAAGCUGCGACUCAAGAACACGCAGCGGUCGUCGAACGCCUGGUACGGAACUCUCAACAAGGGCGAGAGCCAAGGGCGCGGGACAGCUAGCAAAAAUGAAGCACGUAGGGUAGUCCGGGGAAGCUGGAUUCGACUGUCACGAUUUUGUCCAAGCCGUAUUGUCACGGGGCUCCAGAUCUGUGACAGUGACAUGGAAAAGACAAUUCGCAGCAGGUCUCGUUCAAAGAUUCGCCGCCUCAGGAGGCCACAAGAAGGGCGAAUCAGCCGGCCCGUCCCCAGAUUGAACGUUCAUAGUCAGCCGAUCAAUGGAGCGCAAUGGAGCACAACCGGACAUUCGAGUGGACCGCAAAAUGGGCGCGGCCGCCGGCCUUGGCUGGUCGUGAAGGAACUGGCGGGAUGGGUGGUUCUCAUCAAACAGUUUCGCCUGGGGGAACCCCGGGCGGGAGAGUGGGGGAGGAGCUUGAGCUUUCUUUUGCCGCCUUUCCAGGGGUUUGCCCCUCUUAGCUGGGGGGUUAAGGUUGCAAUAUCCCACUCACAUCUUUCUGAUGAGGAAAGCCAACGAAGCCGACAUCGUCAGUUGGUCGUGGAUGGUGAGAAUGAGAGGCAGACCGGCCACAGAUAACUAUAUGGCGUCGUGAAUCCCAAUGAUCUGGGCGGAAGUCAGCCGAGGAAUAGCCCCCGGAGUGAGAGACGCCAUCGUUGAGUCAAGGAAACAGUUCAGAGCCCAGCGCAAAAAUGGCUUGCUUCUGAUCUUGUCCGCUCGGAUCAGUGCCGCCGCGCCUGUCG